Messenger RNA from Mauremys reevesii (Reeves's turtle), 2215 nucleotides. It is a transcript of the gene KIF2B, whose product is annotated as kinesin family member 2B. The record is from RefSeq and is a predicted model, not a curated record. The coding region runs from base 122 to 2113 and encodes 663 amino acids. The transcript has a single exon. Gene Ontology annotation, biological process: microtubule-based movement. Gene Ontology annotation, molecular function: ATP binding; microtubule binding; microtubule motor activity. Lineage: Eukaryota; Metazoa; Chordata; Testudines; Geoemydidae.
GGUCGGCAGCUCUCAGCCCCCGGGGCGCCUCCUGCCCCCUGCAGCCGCCUCCGUCGGGCUCCCCGCUCCCUCCCGCUUCCCUUUGCUGCCGGGGAUCGGGGCCGCCCCGCCGCCGCAGCGCAUGGCCGGCCACUUUGGGAGCAUCCUGGUCGGCUCCUACCUGGAGAUCAAGCGCAGCGAUGGGCGCAUCCACCCGGCGCUGGUCACGGCGCUGCACCGGGCCAGCUCCAGCCUCACCGUGGAGUGGGUCGAGCAGGGGGCCAACAAGGGCAAGAGGGUGGAGCUGCCGCUCGCCUUCGCCCUCAACCCCCACCUGGCCCCCGCCGCGCCCUGCUCCGCCCAGGGCGACCAGAGCCUCCCGGCCGAGCCGGCGGCGACGCCCGCCAAGCUGGAGCCGCCCGGCGGGGACGGCGGGGAGCCGGAGCCCGGCCGGCCCCGCGCGGGGCGCUGCAGCCCCGGCAGGAAAUCGCCCUGCGUGCGGCAGGUGGAGCGGCUGCAGGAGCUGCGCCAGAAGCGGCGGCGGCAGCAGCGGGAGCUGCGGGAGCAGCGAGCCCAGCAGGCGGCCGCCUCGCCGCACCCCAACUACGACGUGAUCUGCAUGAUCCAGGAGCACCGGGGCCGCCUGCACGGCGGGGCGCUGGGCGGCCCCGAGCCCGGCCCCCAGCACCGGAUCCGCGUCUGCGUCCGCAAGCGGCCGCUCAACCCGCGGGAGGCCGGGCUGCAGGACUUCGACGUGGUGACCGUCCCCUGCCGGGGCGUGGUGGUGGUGCACGAGGCCCGGCAGAGGCUGGACCUGAGCCGCUACCUGGAGAGCCAGACCUUCCGCUUCGACCACGCCUUCGACGAGAGCGCCCCCAACGAGCUGGUGUACAGGCACACGGCCCAGCCGCUGGUGGAGAGCAUCUUCCGCGGGGGCAUGGCCACCUGCUUCGCCUACGGCCAGACGGGCAGCGGCAAGACCCACACCAUGGUGGGAGACCUCUCGGCCAAGGGCCAGGGCUGCCCCAAGGGCAUCUACACCCUGGCAGCCCAGGAUGUCUUCUGCUGGCUUCGGGAGCCCAGCUACGAGCAACUGGAGCUCCAGGUCUACGGGGCUUUCUUUGAGAUCUAUGGGGGCAAGGUGUACGACCUGCUCAACUGGAGGAACCGGCUGAAGGUGCUGGAGGACGGCAAGCAGCAGAUCCAGGUGGUGGGGCUGCAGGAGGAGGAGGUCAGCUGCGUGGAGGAUGUCAUGAAGCUCAUCGAGAUGGGCAACAGGUGCAGGACGUCAGGCCAGACCUCUGCCAACACCCACUCCUCCCGCAGCCAUGCCAUCUUCCAGAUCAUCCUCCGGAAGAGAAGGAAGCUGCACGGCAAGUUUUCCCUGAUUGACUUGGCUGGGAAUGAGAGAGGAGCCGACACCGGCAGUGCGGACAGGCGGACAAGGCUGGAAGGGGCUGAGAUUAACAAGUCUCUCCUGGCGCUCAAGGAAUGCAUCAGGGCCCUUGGGCGCAACAAAGCCCAUACCCCAUUCAGGGCUAGCAAACUCACCCAGGUUUUAAGGGACUCGUUCAUAGGGGAGAACUCAUGCACGUGCAUGAUCGCCACCAUCUCUCCAGGGAUGAGAUCCUGUGAGCACACUCUCAAUACUCUAAGGUAUGCCAACAGGGUGAAGGAACUGACUGUAGAUCCUAAUUCUCUUGGACAGUUACAUCCAGUCAUCACCCAGUUCCCAUAUCAGCUGGAUGACCUGAAGAAACCAUGGACUGUACAGAGCUUGCCUGAAACGGAUGAGUUCAAAGUAUUUUGUGUACAGAAAGAGGAGGAAGUCUCUCCUCAGUUGUUUACUUUCAAUGCCAGAGAGAAAGCCCAGAAGAAAAGAAAAGAGUUGGAUGAGAAAGCACUUAUAGAUGAGCACCAGGAGUCUCUUCGGUGGUUGAAAGUGUUCCUGGAAGUGGCUGAAGAAAUAGAUUAUGAUGUGGAUUUUUAUGCUGCACAAUUUGAAGCAGUCCUGGGGCAAAAGAUUGGCAUUCUGACUGAGAUCCAAGAUAAAGUGAAAUCAUUCCGGUCAAUCCUGCGUAAGGAACAACAUGGCGGCAACCAGAUCAGUGUGAAGAGAUCCCGUGUUCUGUAAAUUGAGCAGAAAGAUUGUAAACUACUGUAAGAUGGCAAUUGUUAUGAUACCGCGGCUCUAGCCACCCAACAACUUGAUUGCUUAAAGGAUACUUAAAAGAUG